Messenger RNA from Durusdinium trenchii, 519 nucleotides. The record is from the annotation of a GenBank genome assembly. NCBI's taxonomy places the organism in Eukaryota, Dinophyceae, Suessiales, Symbiodiniaceae.
AUGAGCAUGGACCCAACAAUGCGCAACGCCAUGGCCGGAGAGGAGGGUGCGGACCGCACCCAGGGUUCGGCCUAUUGGGCCUUUAUGAAUUGGACGCCCGGAAGUGUGCCGGUCUGGCGGAUUUGUGGCGUGGUCCUCGAAUCCAAGGCUGCGGAAUGGGUCGGGGAACAGCGGCGAAGUGCUCUCCAGAUCCGUCCAGCGGCUGAAGGCUUUGCGAAGGGUGAGCUUUGUAUGGCAAUGGCGCCCUGGCGUGAGCUGAACGCGGUGAAUGCUGAGCAGCUCAAGAAGGUCCCCGAAGGGAUCAGUCCUGCAGCUGCCUUCAGUUGCUUGGAGCUGGUGGCACAGACCGGCUAUUGCGGCGCCAAGUUCGUGGCCCGGCCAAAGCCCGGUGAUGUCGCCUAUGUGAGCGGCGCGGCGGGCGCCACAGGCCUCAUCGCCUGUCAGACCUUCAAGCAAUUGGGUGCCCUGGAGGUACGGGGGUGGCCAUUUGUGAAGGUCCAAAUUCAUCCAAAUUCUUGA